GGAAUUCAAAUUCUCAAGGACCUUAAGUCGAAUGACCUUGUGGGCACAUUGUUUGAGAAGGUUGUUUUCACAUGCUAGGGGUGUUGUUGUUUGCUACCAAUUCACCAGAUACAGACACUUCUUCACUUCUUCUGGCUUCGUUGUCCCAUGGAAAUGUGCUGGGCUGUCUUUCUUAGCCCUUACUCAACCAAUCUCUCAACUCGAUAUUGAUUCAAUUGUUUUCAGCUCUAAGAAUAAAAGGAACCCUGAUAUAUUUGAAUAUAUUUUAUCCAUGGACAACAGUUCUUUUUCAAGUUUUUAAGGAAUAACAAAGAUGCUCACAAAAGUAGACAUUUAUUAGGAUGGACACCGCUGAUGCUUGCAGUGGUCACUAGGAAUUAUGAUGCCGUGGAUGAGUUGCUGAAAUCAGGUGCAAAUCCUAAUGAUGCUGAUAAUUUUUCCGGUGUUGUCAAAACUGCACGUGAUUUGGGUAUUAUUUCAUCUGAAGUUGAGUGGAUGCGAAUCACUCAGUUUAGUGAUUUUCUGAAUCCAUCAGCUGAUUUUCGUGGUUGUUCUGCGCUACAUUACGCUGUGUUGAUUAAUGAUUGUAGGAUUGUCGCUUUGUUACUGGAGAAAGGUGCUGAUCCAACUUUAGUGAAUGAACGUGGACAUCGGCCUAUCAUGUAUGCAAAAGAUCCUUCAAUUAAACAGUUGCUCAGUGAGGCUGAAUUAAAGAAAGCAGAAGAAAUCGCUGCUAAAGAGCGAGAAGAGAGACGUCUUCAACCCCUGGAAAGUCGUUUACACAAAGUUAUUGUUGGGCAAGAAGCUGCUAUUCGCACUGUUAGUGCAGCCAUUCGACGUAAAGAAAAUGGUUGGUACGAUGAAGACCAUCCACUGGUGUUUCUUUUUCUUGGUUCAUCUGGUAUAGGCAAAACGGAGUUAGCUAAACAAGUGGCUUCAUACUUGCAUAAAGAUGACAAGAAAGGCUUUAUUCGAAUCGAUAUGUCAGAAUACCAGGAAAAACACGAAGUCUCCAAAUUCAUUGGUUCACCACCUGGUUAUGUUGGUCAUGAGGAGGGUGGUCAGCUUACACGAGCUUUAGGUGCAUGUCCGAAUGCAGUUGUUUUAUUUGAUGAAACAGAAAAAGCUCAUCCAGAUGUGCUGACAGCCCUUUUACAGUUGUUCGAUGAAGGACGUCUAACUGAUGGACGUGGUGCAACAAUUAAUUGUAAAGAUGCUAUAUUCAUUAUGACAUCGAAUGUUGGAAGUCAAGUGAUAGCGGAACAUGCACAAUCUCUGCGUCAUAUUUCUGGAAAUGAUGAAGCUGAAAUUGAGAUUUCUCGAGACUUCAAGGAGAAAGUCAUGCGUCCAAUUUUAAGACGACAUUUUCUUCGGGAUGAAUUUCUUGGGCGUAUCAAUGAAAUAGUUUAUUUCCUACCAUUUUCAACAUCGGAAUUGACAGAACUAGUCAAUCGUAGCUUAAAUAGCUGGAGUGAAAAGGCUCUGAAAAGACAUUCACUUAAUAUAACAUGGAGUCGUGAAGUUGUAGAUUUAAUUGUUGAUGGAUAUGAUGUUUAUUACGGAGCACGUUCAAUCAAUUAUGAAAUUGAACGUAGGAUAAUAAGUCUUCUCGCUCUAGCUGAUGAACAGGGAUAUCUACAUCCUGGUUGCAAUGUUAAUAUUAGUGUCAGUCAUAAAAGUGUUAAAGAUGAGGCUUGGUCAUUAAAAAAAUCAAACGAUGAUAACUCUAAUUCAUCAGAAACCUCUCCACCACGUAUAGUACUUAACGUUACUAACCCAAAAGGUAAAUCAAGGCAGGUUCUUGACUUAACACAGACUGCUGUCUCUUGGGCAUAAGUAUUUCGCAAUAAUAUUAUAAGUACAACAGCAUAUUUCUACAUACUGGUUCAUUUUUUAACUAUAUCAGUUUUACUAAUCAAUACUGUUCCCUUAUAUUUUAAAAAAUAGUGUACAUUUCUUUGAAGUAAAGUUACUCCUUGUUGUUAGUUUUGCAGUUGAAAGGGCACUCCAUUACAGGAUUGAUUGUUACUUUUUUUAAGAUCAAUUUUAUAACUGAUUUUCCUAAGGGUGUUUCACAAAAAAUGUACUUUACACCUGCUAUGUGGGUGAUGGCGCUUCAAACUGCGGUAUUUUUGUAUUCACUCUUAAAAAUGUAUAUCAUCACCCAGUAUCAACACUAGUCUGCUAAACUACGGCAUAUAGUCUAGUUCAGUUAGAUUUGGAAUGGAAUGAGAAGUCUUGACUGGGAAGCUAGCGUG
Molecule: messenger RNA, 2258 nt
Organism: Heterobilharzia americana
Lineage: Eukaryota; Metazoa; Platyhelminthes; Trematoda; Strigeidida; Schistosomatidae
Source: the annotation of a GenBank genome assembly